Messenger RNA from Biomphalaria glabrata, 641 nucleotides. RefSeq lists its product as uncharacterized. Lineage: Eukaryota; Metazoa; Mollusca; Gastropoda; Planorbidae. The coding region runs from base 147 to 551 and encodes 134 amino acids. The transcript has 3 exons. The record is from RefSeq and is a predicted model, not a curated record.
AAUAUCCGGUAGAAUUUGAAAACGGUCCGAUCGGUGAGUCUGUCAUUAAAACAUAAUUACUCGGUCUAGAUGAAUAAAGCAACUCGUCUUGGCAUUCAAGUCUUCAAUGUAAAGAUCUUCAGCAAGAGGUAAUUGGAAAAUUCACUAUGACAACCAUACUUCGGACAUUUUUAUGUUUUGCUGUCUGCUUUGUACAGCAGGCAGUGGGCUCUGUGGGUAUAAACUGUAAUGAGACCAGCCAAUGUGAGCCAGGAGAGUGCUGCCAGAAGUCACGUCUAUAUCCAUUAAUGAGCAGACGAGAUGCUGACUACGAUGACAAUCCCAGACAUCCUGGAGUCUGUGCUCAAUACUUGCGGCUAGGCGAUAUUUGUAAUUCCUAUGACGAAUAUAACGGCUUUUGUGGUUGUGAGCCAGGAACAGAAUGCCAGACACACAAAGUGACACUAAAGAAAAGAAGGUUCUCACGAUCUCGUGAAAAUGGGUUUGCUCAGAAAUGCAGUAAAACAGAAACAACCACUAAGAUACCUGAGCUCAGUUAUAGAACGAAUUGAUAUGUAUGAAUUGAACUCCCAAUAAAGGUUACAAUUUUAAAAAAUACAUCCAUUAUUCUUUUCAGUAUUGUUUCCCUUUGAAUAAAUAAA